GAAUAGGCAGGCACCCACUGCGUCAGUAACCUGAUUACCCCAGCUGUCAGUCUUAAUAAGGCCAGGCCUCAGAUCCCCACCACGGGACGGGACAAACUUGGUCCUCCGAUAGGGAGUCAGAGGACAGACUUGGUCCUCCGAUAGGGAGUCAGAGGACAGACUUGGUCCUCUGAUAGGGAGUCAGAGGACAGACUUGGUCCUCUGAUAGGGAGUCAGAGGACAGACUUGGUCCUCCGAUAGGGAGUCAGAGGACAGAUGAGGAACAGGACGGCAGCUCUUCUCAGAACACAGACAGACAAAGACAAAGUGUGCAGAAUUCAACAGGAAGCUCUGUACAGACUGAGACUGCUGGAUCCUGCAGUGUUUUACAGCCCUCUCUGCACUGACCGUUGGUAUAAGAAGAGAGACUGCUGCCUGAGGCCUGGGUACAGGGAGGCUAGGAUCCUAACACUGCCACACAAGCAGCUCCACAGUAAUGUCAGCCUCCCUCCUGGACGCUGAUCCCAUCUAUGCCACGGUGGUCCACACUGCCAAGGCUGAGGCCAGGGAGUUGACAGGGGCUGUGGCUGUUCCUCCAGUCAGGCUGAAGCCUCCGGGGGACCUGAAGUUGACCCGGAGCCUCUCCAAGUYGGACUCAGACCUGUUGGUGUCUCCCCUGGGUGAGGAGGAUGGGGGUCUGAACAGCUGCUGUGAGUCUGUGGCUAACUGCAGUUCUGGGAACAAACAGAUGGAGAGAUCGCCCUCCUUCGCCUCCGAGUGGGAUGAGAUUGAGAAGCUCAUGAACAUGAUUGGAGCAGGCAUCGAGUCAUCCAAUGACCAGCAGCGCACCACAGAUGGGGCCUGCAGCAAAGCCCUGGACCAGCCCGUGGGUGAGUGGCUGGAGCAUGUGGGGCUGCCGCAGUACGAGAGCAAGCUGCUGCUUAAUGGCUUUGACGACCUAUGCUACAUGGGCAGUAACGUGAUGGAGGACUUGGACCUUAGAGAUAUGGGAAUCACUGACCCUGGACACAGAAAGAAGAUCCUCCACGCAGCACGCAGCUUGCCCAAGGUGAAGGCCCUUGGCUGUGAUGGCAGCACCUCUCUCUCCACCUGGUUGGAUGUGCUAGGUCUGCAGGAGUACCUGCCUAACUUCCUGUCUAGCGGCUACCGUACCUUGGACUGUGUGAAGAACCUAUGGGAGUUGGAGAUUGUCAACGUGUUGAAAAUCGGCGUUCUGGGCCACAGGAAGAGGAUCAUAGCGUCUCUGGCAGAGCGGCCCUAUGAGGAGGCCCCGACCAAAUCACAGAUCUCUCACCGUCUCUCACAGAUCAGGUUUCAGGACUUGUUGUCCCAGACAGGGACCUCUCCUCUGAGUCAGAUGGACCCGUCCACCAGUCGCUCCAUGGACAUGCUCCUGCCCCUGGGAGAGGCAGGCAGGAGGAGGAGAGCCAUGGACCAGGACUGCAGUGUGUCCCUGCGCUCCUACAGCGAGAGACCACGCUCUCACGACAGACAGAGUGACAGACAUAGGGAACCCCGUUUGACCCUUCGGCCGCCUAGCCAGUCUGCCACAUACGCUACAGUGUCCGCUUGGCAUCACCAGCCUGAGAAACUCAUCUUAGAGUCCUGUGGGUAUGAGGCCAGUUAUUUAGGAUCAAUGAUUAUCAGGGAUCUACGGGGGAUUGAGUCAACUCAAGAAGCCUGUGCCAAAAUUAGGAAGUCGAAGGACCAUUCAAGAAAGGGUCCUGUUGUCAUCCUUUCCAUCACCUAUAAAGGGGUCAAGUUUAUGGACGCAGCCACUAAGACCAUAGUAGCCGAGCAUGAGAUUAGGAACAUCUCCUGUGCAGCCCAGGACCCUGAGGAACUCUGCACCUUCGCCUACAUCACCAAGGACAAUAAAAGUGGCCACCACUUCUGCCAUGUCUUCAGCACUGUGGAAGUGACCCAGACCUAUGAGAUCAUCCUGACGCUGGGUCAGGCCUUUGAGGUGGCCUAUCAGCUGGCUCUCCAGACCAAAGCCAGGCAGUAUGUCCCAGUCCCCCCACCAUCUCUGGGGUCAGAGGUCAUUGAGACCAAAUCCAGCCGGCCCACAUCACAGCAAUGGAGCAGCAUGAGGAGAUCAACAGGUGCCCCUCCGCUAGAAUGCCGCUGCUGUUACUGUCACACGUGUACUACCCACCGCCCCUCCUUCCUCCCGUUGCACUCUGUUAGCCCUGGAGUCCAGAUUGACCCUCUGGAGAUGGAUGCAGACAUGCAGUCCCUGGGCAGCACCACCUGGCUCUUCAACCAGAGAGACUCCAACAAGCGCCCUGUCAGCACCAAGUACGAGACCACCAUAUUCUGAGACUGGAUCCUCUGCCCCAUCCCCACCUCGCACUAGCACCCAGUUUGACCCCUGCCCUCUUACCGCCCUCUCUCUCUCUCUCUCACAAGCCCUAUGCCUUCUCACUGUGAUGGUAGCAUCCCUCAGGGCUGCCCCCUCUUCUUUGCCCUGCCCUACACAAACCUCACCCUGCUCUGACAUCACACAUGCCUGCAGCUCUCUCCUGUUCCUCACCCCUUGGCAGCCCCUGCUCCUCCUGCAGCCACUGAUGGAGCCCCUUGACUUGUGGAUGGACCUGAACUGAACCUACAAUGGCCCUGCUCUCUCAACCGAUCUGCCUCCUCCUCCUCCCAACUACUUGCAUUUGCAUCCACCCACUAUUAGGUUUAUCAUCAUUGAAGACACUGUGGAUUUUUGUUCUCUUCCUGUCAUGCCAUUAUUUUCCAAGUGACUCCCUUCAGUCAAAACAAGCAUGACUUUUUUUCUGUUGAGCUACUUGUUGCAUUUUUACUUGAUAGUAACAUGAUAAGCAUUGGCUGUACUGCCAAUGUGAACAAGAAAAUAACAAACCUUCAUAAGUACCUCUUUUUAUCUAACGCCAAAGGAUUACUACUCUUGUGAUAUUAUCAAUUUACCGUUUUGGUCCCAUAUAGAGUGGAACAAAGAACAUUAUCAUGUCCCAAACAACCUCCUCAGUCAUAAACAAUAGUUUACCCCCUUCCCAAAAGGAUUAACAAUUUUUUAUUUUUAAUGCCAUGUUUAUUUUUGUAUUUCACUUGUUUUUCGCUAAAGGCAAGUUCAAUAUUUUUCUUUCCCUAUCUGUAGCUUGUCCUGUCUUGCCAGGCAUCUACCACUGUGAGGCGCUGUGAGGARACACAUCACCUGGGAUGCAUGAAGGACAAAAAAUCUAUAAGAAAAAAAAUAAACUUUUUCUACGCAUUUUUUUUAUCAUACAUUGAUGGAUCAUCAAGGAAUCUUCCCUUUCCAUUUAAAAUGGAUCAAGAACUGAACCUCAAAUUUCUGUGUGCUCUUCUUGUACACAACUUCGUCAUCAAUCUGUCAAGAUCAGUAGCCUUAAUUACUUCAAUCUGGCCAUCUAUCAGUUUAUCUAAAUGUAAUUGAGCAUCCCUUGCCACCAUCACACACUCUCCACACCUGCUGACUGCUACAUGCGUCUUCCAUGGUUAAAAAGACUAACAGCACUUUUGAGUUGACAACACAUGAACACUUUGGCUGAGCUGUAAUGAAGUUGUUGUAAUGGUACAGGUUUGUCCAGAUAAUAAUGUCUAUAAUGCUCUGUAGCUUCACAGUGUGCAUGGUGCCUCACCAGUCAUUUUAUUACCAAGAGAGACAAUCAUCAGAGACUGUUUGGCUCAUCAGAGAACACUGUGUUAAAACAUGGCACUAUACCUUAAAAAAAAAUAUUGUUUUAAAAUGGAUAUGGUUGGUUUCUUUAAUAAGAUAUGCUUUUAAAAAGACCAGGGCUUCCUGAAAUAUAUUUAGUGAAAGAACCAAGGGAAGCAAGACCACAAUCUAUCGGCGUAGUAAAUAAUUUAAGUACAAAUGUAUGAGAAAUUACCAAAACACCAUGGUCAUGAAGGCCAUAUUUUGGGUAUGUCCAAGGAAUUUUGAGGGCAAUAAUAGAAUUUGCCAAUUCAUGGUGAUGGAUUCAAGAUAUUUCCAAUAACAUUGUUUUAAUUUUAGACAAUUUACGAGGCAAGGCACAUUUGUGUUGCUGGACUCCUUAUGUUGCAUCUUAUCAAGAUUACGUGGGUUGUAAUCCAUGCCAUGGCACAUAGGUUCAGUAUGAGGUACACUAUGUUUAAACAAAUUAGUCACAAAAAAAUUAGCGACAGGGCCAAAGAUUCAGGCUUACUCAUGGAACUUUACAUUUGAGGGAUCAAAAUGUAAUUAGAUAUGCUUUCAUUGUGCAAAUAGUUUUUGUUUGAAAAUAUCUGUGAAACUGCAUUCUUGUUUUUCCUUUCACAGGGAUUUAUACCGCAGGUCUAGUUAUCUACACUAUAUAUACAAAAUAUGUGGACACCUCUUAUAAUUAGUGGAUUCGGCUAUUUCAGCCACA
This is a messenger RNA of Salvelinus sp. IW2-2015, 4382 nucleotides long. RefSeq names its product ankyrin repeat and SAM domain-containing protein 1A-like. Gene Ontology annotation, cellular component: cytosol. The record is from RefSeq and is a predicted model, not a curated record. Gene Ontology annotation, biological process: ephrin receptor signaling pathway. NCBI's taxonomy places the organism in Eukaryota, Metazoa, Chordata, Actinopteri, Salmoniformes, Salmonidae. Gene Ontology annotation, molecular function: ephrin receptor binding.